CCAUUCACAGUGACGGCUACAAAAUUUGGAAAUUUAAAAAGAAAAAAGAAAACCCAAAAGUUUCGGUGUAGAGUGCAGACAUUAGACAACUGAGCCAAAAAUACAGCAAAGCACACUUCCAAAAAAAACAGUGGACAAAAGCUUCUCUCAAAUCUAUGUUUCUAAAGAUCUUGAGGUAGUGAAGGCAGUUUUAGGAUCUAUUUAGAAAAAGGUUUUUUUUUUAUUCUUUUAGGGGUUUUAGGGGGUUUCAGCAAUGGCAUCUCCUUAUCCCAUUCCAGUUUCUGCUACUCAGGUGGGAACAUAUUUUGUGGGGCAAUAUUAUCAGGUACUUCAACAAGAGCCACACUUUGUGCACCAGUUUUACAGUGAUUCCAGUACCAUGGUUCGUGUCGACGGCAAUUCCAGGGAAACCGCCGCUGCGAUGCUGCAAAUACAUGCUCUUGUUAUGUCGCUUAACUUUACCGGGAUUGAAAUAAAGACGGCAUAUUCCCUAGAAUCUUGGAAUGGAGGUGUGCUAGUGAUGGUUUCCGGUUCGGUGCAAGUGAAGGAUUUCAAUUUCAGGAGGAAAUUCAUGCAAACGUUCUUUCUUGCACCACAAGAGAAAGGCUAUUUCGUUCUAAAUGACAUCUUUCACUAUAUUGAUGAGGAACAAAUUCACCAACAUCCGGCAGUCCUAUUAGCCCAGCACAAUCUUGAUCUUAAACUCAAUGCUUUCAUGACAAAUCCUGAACCAGUACCAAGCUAUAUGCUGGGAGGAGAUAUCCACGGACGGGAAUUUUUGGCUCCCGAUGAUGCCAAAGAAAAUGGUCUUGUUGACAAGUAUCGUUUCCCAGAACAACAACUACAGCAUGCUCCAGAAUCUGAAAGUAUUGUGGAGAACAGCAGUGUGCACGAGUCCAAUGGUUUGCUUCUGCAUACAGUGAAUACUGGCCAAGAGCAUGUGCCUCCUACUAUCGAGGAACCUGUCGGGGAACCCCAAAAGCAAACCUAUGCCUCUAUUUUAAGGGUUGCUAAAGGACAACCUGCACCAUUAGUCGUUCCUCAGGUUCCUGUUAACAAGAACAUGCCACCUGUGUCUGAUCUGGAUCACGAUCAUCAUCACAACAACUCCUCAAAUGCAGUUGAAGUGUCUGGCGCUGAUAUGGUCAAUGAAAUUUCACCCGUAGAAUAUGAAGGUGAAUUAAAAUCUGUUUAUGUAAGGAACUUGCCCAAUACUGUGUCUGAAUCUGAAAUAAUGGAGGAAUUCAAGAAAUUUGGUGAGAUCAGUCCUGAUGGAGUGGUGAUUCGUAGUCGCAAGGAUGUUAGUGUUUGUUACGCGUUUGUUGAAUUUGAAGAUAUGACAAGUGUCCAUAAUGCCGUCAAGGCGGGAAUCGCACAGGUUGCCGGACAACAAGUGUAUAUCGAAGAGCGGAGACCAAACAGCUAUAUCCCAUCUCGAGGCGGAAGGAGAGGUAGAGGCCGAGGCAGCUAUCCAACAGAUGCUUCAAGGGGGCGUUUUGGUGCUCGAAGUUACGGCAGGGGUGGUACUUACGACGGAAAUGAUCGAGACCACAGUAGAUCGAGAGGAAAUGGAUACUACAGGCCGACUCCUCGCCAGGAUCGAGUCGUACCUGGAUAUCAAGCAUCUAGAAAUGGAGAAACUUCAUAGAUUCAGCCUCUUUUACAUCAUCUAUUAAAGGAUCAAACCUUUUGGUUUCAGCAAUAUCAAGAUUUUGUUAGAUUCAACAAUCAAUAUAUAUAAAAUAGGUGUUUUUCAUUGGAAAAAGGAAUUGAAUUAGGGUUUGUGAUCAUACAUUGAAAUUUGUUCUUUCAAUAUUUAUUAGGCAAUAUAUUUGCAGUUUUGGGGCUCA
This is a messenger RNA of Gossypium raimondii (Peruvian cotton), 1850 nucleotides long. Its product is annotated as nuclear transport factor 2. Gene Ontology annotation, molecular function: mRNA binding. The coding region runs from base 254 to 1648 and encodes 464 amino acids. Lineage: Eukaryota; Viridiplantae; Streptophyta; Magnoliopsida; Malvales; Malvaceae. The transcript is spliced from 10 exons. The record is from RefSeq and is a predicted model, not a curated record. Gene Ontology annotation, cellular component: ribonucleoprotein complex; cytosol.